AUUAAAAAAAAAGAUCCUCUGGCAUCACCGGUAGUUUCAGCUGUUUUCAUGCUACAGUUUUUUCCCAACACACACUUUACAAAAUGUUUAUUCUAUUACAUUUUGUGUUGGUUAAGUAUCAAAACAAAUGAAGAGUAGAUUAAAUUCUCGAGUUAAUCAAUUUGAGAAACGUAUAGGCGGUUACUACCAUUCCGUUCCUGGUACUUACGAAGGUGAAACUGGCGAAGACAUGCAAUUGAUUGACGACGGGGACACGUGUGGCGCAGAAGAACUGGAAAGCCUGUUCCAAGUCAAAUGCAGAAUCGGCAAUGAAUUGGCUGUAUCAUUAAAUAGUGACUAUAUACUACAUUUAGCCGCUGAUAGUUGCUUUACCCGGGUUGCAGCUGGCUUAUCAAACGCUGUCGUUCACAUCUUUGACGUUAACGUUGAACGUGCCUUCCAAAUUUCUUCAGUCGCCAGCGUAUCAACAUCGACACCAGAUGAGCGUGUAGGCAUAUGCGGCGUACGUUUUUUAGAUGAUACUCCUAAUUGCCUGUUAGUUGGCGAAAACAGUGGAAUCAUACGUUUGUACGACCUACGCACGCAAAGAGAACAAGCACGCUUCGAGGAAAAUGUCGAGCACACAGACAAUUUUUCUUAUAACGGUAGAGGCAGCAGCAUGAAUAUUCGUAAAGCCAUAAAUUGUUUUGACAGCAAUUCAAACGGACGCAUUAUUUGCACUGGUACAGAACAGUAUCAAGGCGACAGUUUCCUAUUAUUCUAUGAUGUUCGACAGCGCGAACACCUCGGUGGUUAUUUUGAAAGUCAUGAAGAUGAUAUUACUUCAUUACGUUUCCACGAUAAAAAUCCUGAUAUUUUAUGCUCCGGAUCUACUGAUGGUCUAAUCAACGUAUUCGACAUUAAAGAGGAGACUGAGGACGACGCUUUAACAGCAACCAUUAAUGUGGAAUGCAGUAUACAAAAACUGAAUUGGCAUAAAAAUAUUUAUGAACAAGAUGUAAUAUCUUGUGUCACAGAUACAAAUGAUUUUCAUGUGUACUUCGCUGAGGAAGGCGAUGUAGUAGCGAAAUUCGAUCGGUGCCAAAUAACAGCAGCGGCCAAGAGGAAAAACGAGGAUAAUUGCAUUGUUGUUGGUGCUCAUAGUAACGGGAAUGGCGACUUAUUGCUUCUAACUGGUACAAACAACAAAGGUGAAGUGUUGCGUAUUCUUCGUUUAAAUAACAAUUUGCUACCAGUGGCUGAUUUCAUUGGUAAUAGACAAAUCGUUAGAACUAGCGUUUUUGACCAGAAGAGCGGAACACUGGUGACAGGCGGAGAGUCAGGUUUUGUUACUCUUUGGACCACGGAGGGUUCGCGGAAGGAAGAUGAAGGGUUAACUAGUAGUUCAAGUGAAUUUAAAUAUAAAAAUAAAAAGUCUAAAAAGAAAACACCUUAUUAAACGAAAUUAGGCUAUUAAAAUCAAUUUAUUAAAAUUGCAUUAAAUUUGAAAAAUUAUAGAAAUAGGAUGCACACUAAUUAUCAUUGUUUUUAUAAAUUUGCUAAUUAAACAUUAAGCUUAAGCACUAA
Messenger RNA from Bactrocera dorsalis (oriental fruit fly), 1566 nucleotides. Its product is annotated as WD repeat-containing protein 89. The transcript has 6 exons. Gene Ontology annotation, molecular function: protein binding. Bases 128 to 1438 code for a protein of 436 amino acids. NCBI's taxonomy places the organism in Eukaryota, Metazoa, Arthropoda, Insecta, Diptera, Tephritidae. The record is from RefSeq and is a predicted model, not a curated record.